Messenger RNA from Chilo suppressalis (striped riceborer), 948 nucleotides. NCBI's taxonomy places the organism in Eukaryota, Metazoa, Arthropoda, Insecta, Lepidoptera, Crambidae. The record is from the annotation of a GenBank genome assembly.
AUGCAAAGUCGAAGCGGCGUCCGUCUAUCGGCAAUACAAUACAAUAUCAUUAUAACUACACAAAAUCAAGUAGAGAAAGUUGGAUAUUAUUGUAUAUUCCUCCAUUUCAUAACUCUGGACGAAGAAAUGGCUAAAAUAACCGAUCUCUUAAGAAUUACAGCUGCGCCAUCAUAUUCCUUUGAAGUAACGCCAGACGUACAUGAAGCUGAUUUGGAUAAUUUGCCUCUAGAGCCGACUUUUUUCUCAGUAACUUGGCAUGCCAAAUCACACUUAAACAAAGAUUUAGAUAUAGCUCCUCUUAAACUUGCAAAGCUUCUGCGAAGUAAAAAUAAGAAUGUUCUGUUGCAUUUAACAUGCGAUUUGCUAAGAAAAGACUAUCUGAGUAAACUAUUGCAGUUACUUCAAGACAACGGAAUAUGUAAUUUGUUUAUAAUGCUAGGAGAAAGCUAUGACCCUUCCUUGUCUGACUUCCAAUCCAGCGACGAAUUGAUUAAAGAAAUCAGAAGAGAAUUUGGAGAUUAUUUCUGCAUAGGUGUAGCAGGAAUGCCAGAUUGUAAUGACGAAAGACUACUUAUACUUAAAAUGAAAGUUAACAUUGGCGCAAAUUUUAUCCUUACUCAGGCAUUCUUUGAAAGUGAUGUCUUUAAUCAGUUUACAAGAAAGUGUAAAAGUGUUCAGAUUGAUGUUCCAAUCAUACCAGGUGUAUUCUAUUUUGAGGAUUACAAACAGUUAAAUGGUUUUAUAAUCUUGUGUAAAAUUAAAGUAUCGCAAAAUGUCUUAGAUUACGUUAAGGUUAAAGAAUCGACAGUAAAUGUUGCGCCAGGUAAAGAAAUUACCCGAGAACUUAUUCGUUCUUUAUAUACUGAACAAGGUGUCAAUCACUUCCAUUUAUUCACACUAAACAAAUUUGAUAGAGUGUGUUCUUUCCUAAGAGAGCUUGAGGCCUAA